This is a messenger RNA of Vollenhovia emeryi, 1323 nucleotides long. RefSeq lists its product as uncharacterized. Lineage: Eukaryota; Metazoa; Arthropoda; Insecta; Hymenoptera; Formicidae. The record is from RefSeq and is a predicted model, not a curated record. The transcript is spliced from 2 exons. The coding region runs from base 81 to 719 and encodes 212 amino acids.
AGACAUGCUUCGACUUUCUGAGCCAUUAGUCGGCAAUUGGAAACUGUAGUCUUUGUAUCAUCAGGAAAAUCGUGAUUCAAAUGGAACGCUUUAGCGUCAUCUGCUUCAGCCUCUGCUCUUGCGCGAUCCUGGCAGGAUCGAUGUCCGUAGAGUCAUCAACGACAAAAGAAACUUUGUGGGGUGAUGCGCAUGACGUACGAAAUGUCGAGAAUCAUCGCGCGGAUCUGCUGAAACAACAGGAUGCACAGAACAAUACUAAGAAUCAUUCGUUCGAUGAUAAUCUCGUGAAGAACGCUACCCAAAUUGGAGAACACGCGAAAAAUCCAUUAUCCUUGAAUAAGACAUCAGACGCAUCCGCAACUUCAACCGAGGAACCAUCUGUAGGUUUGUCAUCGCACGAUAUCCUUCUGGAUCCUGUCUUAAUACCGGCUCGUCUAAGUCGCCAAGCUGAAAAAGGCGAUUACUUGAAUCUCGCCUCGAUUGAGAACGUUUCCAACGAUGUUGAAUCUACCAACGACGAGAAUAGGAGUGUCGUUCCAUCAAAACAGAAUCUGAACCUUGAGGGCGAUCUCGGUGUAGCCGAGGAUAGAUAUCAAUCUCCAUAUCCGUAUUGGAAUUCGUAUUAUAGAGGACAGUUUCCUAAUCAAAGGUAUCAAACAAACGACUGGAGGCAGCCUUAUCGUAGCUACUGGAGAUAUCCUGUAUUUUCGGGAAAGUAAAUCUGGAAGUUUCUGAAUUUUAUACCUUUUCUUCUCUUUAAGGGAAAAUUAGAUUUGCAUAGCCAGAUUUAUGUAAGUAGAUCUUAGAAAAUAGCGAUGACAAAUUAUUCCUGGUAGGAGAAACAGAGAAAUGUACGUCGUUGUUUUAAAUAUAAAUAAAUAAUUUCGAAUUUGUGAUUAACAUCUAGAUUGUAAUGUUUCUUGACAAGACUGCUCCUGAAAUGAUUUUAACAAUGUUUCAUAAUUUAAAAUAUUUCUUCGCCAAAGUGGUUGCUUGAAAUUAAAUCAGUUGACGUUGAAUUUCUUUAAAAGUCUUGUGUUAAAAUAAAAUUCGCAUUUUUUAAAAUUAAUACUAAAUUAUAUUAUUUUAUCAAUUUCUGUGUUCUUGAUUCGAUAUUUUAAUAAACGUUUUCUUCUAUUGUAUCAAUAACAGUUUUCUACUAUACGUCCAGAAACAAGUUAUUGUGUUAAAAGAUAAAAAAUGUGUCCAUUAUACAUAAUUAUAUUAAUACAUUAUUAUUAAUCUUUCUAUUAAGCAUAUUUACGCUUAAUCAUUAUUUGUAAAUUAUGACAGGAACAAGAAGUAAACGUAUAAUAUAAUCAA